GUUGAUGUACUGUCAAACAGAACUGUCUUUCGUUCUUUUUCCGGCAUCUUUACUUGUGUCGAGCACACAUUAUACUUUGCUGCAAUCUAAACAAUGUCUAAAAGAGGACGUGGAGGAUCCGCGGGGGGAAAAUUCCGCAUCUCGCUUGGUCUGCCAGUAGGAGCAGUGAUCAAUUGCGCUGAUAAUACAGGGGCAAAGAACCUGUAUGUCAUCGCUGUCCAUGGAAUCCGCGGUCGCCUGAACCGUCUGCCUGCUGCAGGAGUCGGUGAUAUGUUCGUAGCUACCGUUAAGAAGGGUAAGCCGGAGCUUCGCAAAAAGGUAAUGCCUGCUGUGGUCAUCCGGCAGCGAAAACCUUUCCGCAGGCGAGAUGGUGUGUUCCUCUACUUCGAGGAUAACGCAGGAGUGAUAGUAAAUAACAAAGGCGAAAUGAAAGGUUCCGCUAUCACUGGACCAGUGGCGAAAGAGUGCGCUGAUCUGUGGCCCCGUAUCGCAUCGAACGCAGGUUCAAUAGCGUAGUUGUGCAUAGUUUACGGUAAUAUUGUUCAACGGGGAAACGUUCUUCAACUCUACAUCCUUGUAACAGAAUGCUAUGGAAUAAAAAUUCGUUGAAAUGCGUGAAAUAAGCGGUUAAGU
Sabethes cyaneus is the source of this 633-nucleotide messenger RNA. RefSeq names its product 60S ribosomal protein L23 (gene RpL23). Gene Ontology annotation, cellular component: ribosome; cytosolic large ribosomal subunit. Lineage: Eukaryota; Metazoa; Arthropoda; Insecta; Diptera; Culicidae. The transcript has 3 exons. Bases 94 to 516 code for a protein of 140 amino acids. Gene Ontology annotation, molecular function: structural constituent of ribosome; large ribosomal subunit rRNA binding. Gene Ontology annotation, biological process: translation. The record is from RefSeq and is a predicted model, not a curated record.